Tetranychus urticae (two-spotted spider mite) is the source of this 1423-nucleotide messenger RNA. NCBI's taxonomy places the organism in Eukaryota, Metazoa, Arthropoda, Arachnida, Trombidiformes, Tetranychidae. The record is from RefSeq and is a predicted model, not a curated record.
ACUGAACAAUAACAAGAGUUAUUGUAUUGAACAACUGAAAACUAUUAUUUACAAAUUGUGAUAUUACGAUUUUUAGAGCUAUGAAGUUACUACUGUUGAUAGUUUUGCUAGCAGUCAAAACAUUUGCCAUCGACUUUACAACCAUUGGUCAAAAAGAGAUUGUUGAUUACAUCAAGAAUAGGGCUGAUGUACUUUAUGGAGCCAAGUUGAGUGAACGAAACCUUCAGGAUUUGUUGAGCAGUGCUGUUUUCACUGGGCUCGAAGAGGAAGCGUCAACAUUUAUAUAUGGCGAAUCGGUUAGCUCUGGCCAAGAACAAUCGAUGGAGUUUAAUCCGGAAAAUAUACUUACCAGUUUAACUGCAUUGGUUUCCAAUUCAACAACUGAAUCUGUUCCAUUGAAGAUAUUUUUAACUUCAGAUUCACAAGGAACAACAGAAAUUAAAAAGGGUUUUCUUAAUAUAGCUAAAUCAUCUUCAAGUAAACAAUCUGUUGGUGACUUUGUUGUCACAAGUGUACAAUCGGAAAAUAACGAUAUAACUAAUCUGGAUGGUUCCAUUACUAUUAAUUUAGGAGGUUCAACUGACUCUCACAAUUUAACUUUAUUCAAAACUGUUUACAUUUCAGCAGAAAUUAAAAUCACUUCACUUGGCUCAGAAUGGGAUGAAAAUUUGCUGAAAAACGACAGUAAACUCAUUUCUUUAUUACCAUCAACCACAGGCUCAUUAUACACUGUUGACUAUCAAUCAUUGAUUCGUGAGUCGAUUCCAUCCAAUGACGGUGCUUUAUUUGCUGGUACUAAAACCAGUGGUACUGUUUUGGUUCACAAAAAUGCAAAUGGAGUUUUAAGUUUAGCUGGUCGAAUAAUUUCUGGAAAAAUUGAACCAACAUCGGAAGAUCGAUCGGAAGAACUGGUUGAUAAAUUUUUAACUCUGAAUGGAGCUAAAUCAAGACAGUUUUUCAUAAAAGAUGAUGGAAUGGUUUAUAAAAAAUCAAAUUUAAUCUCAGACCCUAACAUGAAGAAAUCAACUCUUUCAAAAUCAAAUUUCAAUUGUUUUGGAGGCCUUUCUAGGUUCUUUGAUCGCUUAUUUGGCUCACGCCAUGGACACAGACAUGGACAUAGACAUGGAUGGAAACCAACAACAACACAAGCACCAACCACAUCAACUUCAACGACACCCGAACCCAAACCAGAACCAGUAGUAACUACACCAAAACCAGCUUUCCCUGAAUUGAGUUCACCUAAAUUACCUCCUCUGCCCAAAGGAACCACUGUCUCUGUUUGGAGUACAGAAAUAAUUCAAUAAAUUGAUUCUUUCUGUUCUUUUCUCUAUACAGUAAUUUUCAAGUAAUUAAGACUAAAUUUUACUCAUUCCUUGACCAACUAUGCUUUGAUAGCUUAUUAAAUUUGCAUACAAUUGAAUAA